AUGAUAGACCACGUCCUGGGGCGUCCGUCGUCCAAGUCGCGGCGCCUGCAAGUCCUUGCCGUCCUGUCCUUUUGGACCUUUUACCUGUACAGAGGCAACCGCCAUGGCCCGCCCGUCGCGAGGUCCAUCUCGGGUCUCCUCUCGCGCCGCCUCACAGCCUGGCAGACGUUCCUCAUGACCAUGAUGUACCUGUACGCCUCGCGCAACUUCAGCGCCCUCGUCGGGCUCGCCAGCCCCGAGCCCAUGGCCAACAUGUACGACAAGACCUACUUCCGCGCCACCUGGGUCCUGACGGCCCUCGACGCCGGCUUCUGGACCGCCAUGCGCAUCCGCGUCCCCUGGCUCCGCGACAUCGCCAGCAUCGUCUUCUCCCUCUUCUACCUCGUCGCCGCCGAGCGAGCCGACGAAAAGGUCCGCAAGGUCCGCGGCGUCAUCACCGUCGACCACCUGCGCGUCUCGUGGAACAAGGGCAAGACGCCCUACCUGGCUUUCCUGCAGCGCCUCCUGCGGCCCCGGUUCACCCGGUGGCCGCCCCGGCAGAUCCGCAUCCCCCGGCCCUCGGGCAGCGACUACAGCGAACCCGUCGCCGCCUGGCUCUACUAUGACGGGCCCGUCGCCGACCUCGCCCACCACAGCCGCGUCAUUCUCGACAUUCCCGGCGGCGGCUUCGUUGCCAUGGACCCCCGCUGCAACGACGACAAGCUCUUUGCCUGGGCGUCCAAGUCGGGCCUGCCCAUCCUCAGCCUCGACUAUAAGAAGGCCCCCGAAUAUCCCUACCCCUACGGCCUCAACGAGUGCUUCGAUGUCUACGCCACCAUAGUCAAGACAAAGGGCCGCUGUAUCGGCAUGUCGGGUCGCGAAACGCCCCGGGUCAUCAUCACCGGCGACAGUGCGGGCGGCAACCUCGCCGUCGCGUCAACGCUCAUGAUUCUCGAGACGGCCAGCACCGAGUUCCGACGCUUCGCCGGUCGCGAGAGCCUGCCGCCGCCCGAUGGCCUCGUGUGCUUCUACCCGGCGCUGGACAUGAACAUUGGCAACUGGAUGACGGACGAGCAGAUGUCGCUGAUACGCGACCGCAAGAUGCGUAAAACGAACCGCUCCAUAGUGAGGCGCAAGAGCAUGCAGUACAACGAGCUCGUCGGCACGCCGCAUCACUCUGACGAUGAGGACGACAGCACGCCAGCGCCGGAAGACAAGCAGACGGAGGAGCCGACGAGCCCGUACGAGUCGCAACCUCAGUACUCGCACUCGGGCCCCUCGUCCCUGAGCCACCCAGCAGCAGCCAAUGCGUCCAAGGAGGACAAGCGGGUGGACAGCGGCAUGUCGCACCACGCACAGCCAAUGAAGACGCGGCUAGCCACCUCGUCCAUGAUUUCCUACUUCAACGACCGCGUGCUCACUCCCGAGAUGAUGCGAGCCAUGAUCAUACUGUACAUUGGUGCGCACAACCGGCCCGACUUCACGCAGGACUACCUCCUCAGCCCGGUGCUGGCGCCCGAGUCCCUGCUCGCGCGGUUCCCCAAGACGUACUUUAUGACGGGCGAGCGAGAUCCCCUCGUGGACGAUACGGUCGUGUUUGCGGGCCGGCUGCGGCGAGCCAAGGAGGCGGCCGCGCGGGAGCGUCUGGGGCCGAAGCGGGCGGAGCGCACGUUUGACGACAAGGAGGCGGCCGAGGUGAUGCUCAUCCCGGGCAUCUCCCAUGGCUUCAUGCAGUUCCCGGGGAUCUACCCGCCGGCGUGGCGGCACUUUGAGCGGUGCGCCGUGUGGUUCGAGCAGCUCUUCACCGAGGCAGAGCAGGCGCGGACGCGGCACCUUCGCCCGCCGCAGACGCCGCCCGCCGAGCUGUCGAUGACGGUGCCGCAGCAUGCCCAGAACGGCCAGGCGAUGGACGGAGGGUGGCGACACCACCGGCGUAACCCCACGACGGAGUCGAGCGGUGAUGAGGACCGGCCGCUUGAGAUAAGCAUGACCAAGAUGAGCCGCGCGCGGACGUCAGUAUCCAAGGGUACGGACGAGGAGGGCAAGGAAGAGGAGAGGCCGCGCGCGAACGGUAAUGGGAAUGGCAACAGCAGCAGCAACAGCAGCAACAGCAACGGCAAUGGAAACGGCAACGGCGCCGCCAAGAAGGGCAAAAAGGCGCUCAACAAGAACAUGAGCCUGGUGAAGCUCAAGAGCACCGACGACCUGCUGGGGCGGCGGAUGCACGGGCUGGCGAGCGGGUUGACGGGGACGGGGGGCGAAGACUAG
Purpureocillium lilacinum is the source of this 2247-nucleotide messenger RNA. RefSeq lists its product as uncharacterized. Gene Ontology annotation, biological process: triglyceride catabolic process. Gene Ontology annotation, molecular function: triacylglycerol lipase activity; sterol ester esterase activity. Gene Ontology annotation, cellular component: cytosol. The record is from RefSeq and is a predicted model, not a curated record. Lineage: Eukaryota; Fungi; Ascomycota; Sordariomycetes; Hypocreales; Ophiocordycipitaceae.